AUGUUCGGCGGACCACCACCACCACCCUCCGCAGAGGAGCUUCGCCAGCAAGAGCUCCUUGCAACUGCGACCAUCUACCAGUUCGGCAUCAUCGCGACCCUGCUGUACUUCUCACCCUUCGCAGUCGAUGCUGUCAAGAAGCUCGUUUAA
Messenger RNA from Fulvia fulva, 150 nucleotides. RefSeq lists its product as uncharacterized. NCBI's taxonomy places the organism in Eukaryota, Fungi, Ascomycota, Dothideomycetes, Mycosphaerellales, Mycosphaerellaceae. The coding region runs from base 1 to 150 and encodes 49 amino acids. The record is from RefSeq and is a predicted model, not a curated record. The transcript is spliced from 3 exons.